Eucalyptus grandis is the source of this 1434-nucleotide messenger RNA. RefSeq names its product magnesium transporter MRS2-I. Gene Ontology annotation, molecular function: magnesium ion transmembrane transporter activity. The record is from RefSeq and is a predicted model, not a curated record. Gene Ontology annotation, biological process: magnesium ion transport. Lineage: Eukaryota; Viridiplantae; Streptophyta; Magnoliopsida; Myrtales; Myrtaceae.
AUGGCGACGGAACAGGUUGCCGAGUUUUGGUGGACGGCUCUUGCAGAAGGUUUCGAGAAGAAGUAUAAAGACGCUCAAGGACAGUCCAUGUGCCUGCACGCCUACGUCCCACAUUAUACCGAUCUCGAGGAUUUGUACUGCCCUCCGGGCCAGGCGAGAGAAGCAGCAAAGGAGGGAGUUCGCUGGACUGCUGGCUUCGGUGAUGAAGGGCUGAAGAUGCGGACGAAGGAAGCAGCAAGAGCUGCUGCUGGGGAAGACCACGCGGACGUGAGAGGUGGCAGCUGGGACGUUGCUGGCGCGAGCGAGCUGGCCGUUUGCUCGAUGAAGACACACGGCAGUAGGGUCAACAAAGCAGGAACUCAGCUGACUUCGCAUGUCGACCCGCUCUUGUGCUACCCCUGCACCAUCCUCGGCCGUGAGAGGACCAUUCUCAAUUUGGAGGUGUUGCUUCGAGACCCAUCAGAUAUAAAUGUUAUACCAGUUGUUGAGGAGCUCCAACGGCGAUUAGCUGUAAAUGCCAUAUGCCAGGGUCAAGAUGAUGCAGAAGAGUACUCUCAUGUACAGAAUGAUGUUGAAGCUGGGGAAGAUGAUGAGUCUCCAUUUGAAUUUCGCGCCGUGGAGGUAGCUUUGGAAGCAAUUUGUAGCUUUCUUGCAGCACGUACUACUGAAUUGGAGACUGCUGCUUAUCCUGCUUUAGAUGAGCUCACCUCAAAAAUUAGCAGCCGUAACUUGGAUAGGGUUCGUAAAUUGAAGAGUGCGAUGACAAGGCUAACAUCAAGGGUGCAAAAGGUACUGUAAGGGGAUGAGCUUGAGCAACUACUAGAUGAUGAUGACGAUAUGGCUGACUUGUAUUUGUCAACUCAAGUUGGUGCAUCUUCCCCUAUAAGUGGUUCAGGCCCAAAUUGGUUUCUGCUUCCUACCAUUGGCUCAAAAAUAUCUCGAGCCAGUAGGGUGAGGUGGCAAACAGUUCGUGGAGACGAAGAUGAUGUUGGGUUGGAAAUGUUACUUGAGGCUUACUUUAUGCAAAUUGAUGGCACAUUGAACAAGCUGACAACACUUCGGGAAUAUAUCGACGACACUGAGGACUACAUUAACAUCCAGUUUGAUAAUCACCGGAAUCAGCUAAUUCAGCUAGAGCUCUUCCUGAGUUCAGGAACUGUUUGUUUGUCCAUCUAUUCUUUGGUUGCUGAUUUUGGCGUGAAAUAUACCUAUGAUUGGAACACUAACCAUGGCUACAUGUUCAAAUGGAUAGGCCUGAACCUUUUUUGCGCAUUGUUAUUCAUCCUCAUAAUUGCAUACGCUCGUCAUAGGGAUUGGUUGGAUCUUGACUUGCAUCUCUCAAGCUGGCCUUUCGGACGACUAAAGGGCAGGGCCAUGAGGGAUGGACUUUGUUUUGAUUCGGAUAGCAAAAAACUGUUAUACUGGUGUGGCUGA